UUUAAUAAUGGUUUUACAUCUAGUGCUCUUUCUAUCUUUUUAUCUGCUAUUCGCACAAGUGAUCUAUGGAAACAUUGAUGAUUUUGAUUGUGUUGAUAUAUACAAACAACCAGCUUUCCAACAUCCGUUGUUGAAACAUCACAAGAUUCAGGAAACCUUUGAUUCAGAUGAAAAUAUUGAUAAAAAAAAUUUUUAUGGAACAAAUUAUCAAAUUUGUCCAAAAAGAACAGUGCCAAUUUUAAGACAAAGAAAUGGAACUGAAAGUGUUCAUCUUGAUUCAGUCGAUUAUCCAGGCCAACAUUUUGCAACAAUCGAAACUGUUUUAGAUGGGAACAUCUAUCGAGGAGCAGAAGCUUUGAUAAGUCUUCAUAACGUAACAGUACGAGAUAACCAGUACAGUAAAAGUCAAAUUUGGUUAGAAAAUGGACCUCGUAAUCAACUCAAUAGCAUCCAAGUUGGUUGGGCUGUACAUCCAAGAUUGUAUGGUGACACUUUCACGCGGUUUACAAUAUAUUGGACCGCAGAUGGCUACAAAAAUACGGGUUGCUAUAAUAUCAAAUGUUCUGGCUUUGUCAUUGUAUCUCGAAUUCCUUGGAUUGGAAUAGCGUUUCCUAGAACCUCCGUUUAUGGUGAUAAAAAAUCAAUUUCUUUCACACCACAAGUUUUUCAGGAUGGUUUCAGUGGAAAUUGGGCAUUAAAAAUAUUUAAUGAAGUAAUUGGUUAUUGGCCCAAAGAAUUAUUCACACAUUUAAACAAAGGAGCCUCUCUGAUACGUUUUGGAGGAAACACAUUUGCAUCUCCGGAUGGAAUCAGCCCUCCAAUGGGAAAUGAGCGUUUUCCAGUUCUGGACUAUCAAAAAAGUUCAUAUUAUCUGUAUGUUAAAGUGAAGAAUUCGAACUAUCAAUUAGUUGAUAUUGAAGAUAGGAGAAUAAGACGUUAUGCAGAUUCGUACCAGUGUUAUAGAUUAUCAUAUUGGGGUUACCAAAAGUCGAAUGGUGUAUCAUUCUCCUUUGGAGGACCAGGUGGAAACUGUGGUGUUUGAUGAUUGAUGACUUUAUCUAUGUACUAUAAUAUAUCAAAUUUGCAAAAGAAAUAA
This is a messenger RNA of Eutrema salsugineum, 1096 nucleotides long. RefSeq lists its product as uncharacterized. Lineage: Eukaryota; Viridiplantae; Streptophyta; Magnoliopsida; Brassicales; Brassicaceae. The coding region runs from base 8 to 1042 and encodes 344 amino acids. The transcript is spliced from 7 exons. The record is from RefSeq and is a predicted model, not a curated record.